AUGGAAGGUGAACAAGAGGUAGACACAGAGGAUGGUGCAGAAGUGGACAUGACAAAUGCAAUUGAUGCUCUGUGGAAAAGGUUCAGGUCAUUAGAAGUUGCAGGAAAGAGAGCACUAACAAGAAAAGUGUGUGAAAUUGCUUACCCCACUACAACAAAGAUGGCUCCACCAUCUGAAAAAAUAAAUACUAAAGGAGGAGUGAAUAAAAAAGGGAAGAAACCUGUGGGAUAA
This is a messenger RNA of Lathyrus sativus (Indian pea), 231 nucleotides long. NCBI's taxonomy places the organism in Eukaryota, Viridiplantae, Streptophyta, Magnoliopsida, Fabales, Fabaceae. The record is from the annotation of a GenBank genome assembly.